AAACGAACCACUCAAUAAGAUUGCUAUUUCUAGGGCUUUUCAUGAACUAUGGAAACGAAAUGACAUACAGUCGGAAGAAAAUGAUUGUAACCGUCUUUUAGAGAUUUUAAACGAGUUAAUGGCAGAAAAUCUAGAUAGUGAUAGGAAGCGACAUCUCAUAUCAUUACAAGAUAUCGAUAAGAAGUUUCCUCUUUAUAUUGUAGUAUGCAAAGACGAUAAUAACGUGAAUAUUACUUUUACAGAUGCGAAAUUUAUGGAAAGAAUUGAAAAUGAUGAUUUGAUUCGAUUCGAGACUGAUGAAUCUCCAGAUUGGAAAGUACAUGCUAUCCGUAACAUCGGUAAUAUAAAGGACAGACUACAGAAAGCAAACACAUCGGUACAUGAACGUCUUCUCGAGGAAAUACAAGACGUAGAUAUUAAUGAUUUAACCUAUGAUGACCCGUUGGCUAAUGGUAUAGUUGACCUCGGAUCUUCUCAAUACCAGUUAGUAGAUGAUGACUAUGACGUUCUUGUGGGUGAGAAAGGUGGCAUAAGAAACUUAAGAAAAGGUUCUUUGAUAAAGAGAGUGUGCGUAGAUUAUGUUACAAAAAGAAACGAAAUUCAAAACCGAUGCAAAUUUAUCAUUGCACCUUCAGAAACGACAAGACACAAGCACUGG
Molecule: messenger RNA, 658 nt
Organism: Racocetra persica
Lineage: Eukaryota; Fungi; Glomeromycota; Glomeromycetes; Diversisporales; Gigasporaceae
Source: the annotation of a GenBank genome assembly